AUGCUAACCUCUGAGCGUAUCCCGUCUUAUUUCACCAGCAAAUUCCCAGACGGGACACCCACCCAUGCGCUAUACGCUGCGUUUCUCACGAAUGGCAAUGCAGAAGACCUGGAAGAGUUCAACGCGUGGAGAAAGACCUGGCCUAGUCGCCAAGACUUCGAGGACAGUAUGCCCAUUUUGUGGUCAGAGUCUCUGCGCAACUACCUGCCACCGUCAAUCUCGAGCCAUUGGCAUAGUAUACAAAGCCGAGACAAGCUCCAUGAACACGAGAAGCUUUUUCUAUUUGAUGCCCGGCCAGGAGCCACCCGAAGAUCGAAAUGA
Molecule: messenger RNA, 321 nt
Organism: Aspergillus oryzae RIB40
Lineage: Eukaryota; Fungi; Ascomycota; Eurotiomycetes; Eurotiales; Aspergillaceae
Exons: 2
Coding region: 1-321 (106 amino acids)
Source: RefSeq, a predicted model, not a curated record